Lotus japonicus is the source of this 432-nucleotide messenger RNA. RefSeq lists its product as uncharacterized. Gene Ontology annotation, biological process: protein ubiquitination. NCBI's taxonomy places the organism in Eukaryota, Viridiplantae, Streptophyta, Magnoliopsida, Fabales, Fabaceae. The record is from RefSeq and is a predicted model, not a curated record. The coding region runs from base 1 to 432 and encodes 143 amino acids. The transcript has a single exon.
AUGAAUGUUCUUGACAAUGCGAUACUUCUGCUCAUGACAUCUAAUGUGUUGGCACUCGUUGUAGCACCUGCGUUGGGACAUGAGUGCCUUGGAGUUAUUAUUUUUAUGGCUUCCUUGUUGGGAACGGUUAUCCUUUCAUUGGCGGCGAAAAGGCAAGAAUCGAGACAAUUACAAAGUGAACGAUCACAGAUUGCUAGGAUUGCUACGAGAGCCUUACCCCCUACUAAGAAAUUCCAACAAGGGGACAUAGAAAUUGGAUCACAAUGUGAUCGAUGUGCUAUUUGCGUGGAGCAGUUUAAGAAUGGGGAACAAAUUCAACCUUUUGGAGUUUGUGUUCAUGUCUUUCACUCCUCCUGCCUCAACUCUUGGUUGCUCACUGGAAAAACUACUUGCCCUGUUUGCCGUCAAGGUUUGAAAAUUGAUAUUUGCUAG